AUGUCCCCAAUGGGUGGCCACUCUUUACGAAAAACGUAUGACCUGCGAAGAGCAUCAACUCACGCGCCUGAUGAGCGCGUGAGGCGCUACGUGCAGCACAAUAAUCUCGUAAAGCAUGUCGAUUGUCGACUGCGGUUGAAAUUUCCGAGCGUCAACUCCCGCGUCGAGAACGCGAGAGGCGCUACCUCGCAACGUGUUGUUUGGCAGACUCGCAGCGGCGUAAGAGCGUCAACUCCCACGUCAGACGCGAGAGGCGCUACCUUGCUGUGCGACUCCGCGGCUGAAAACUCGGGUUCAUGCAAGGAAUGUGGCAAAGAGCUUCGACUCUCGAGUCACAAUCGUCGUGAAAGGCGCUACUUUGCAGCACAGCAUCCUGACAGAAUCAGCAUAAGUCUGGAAGUGGAGCUAGCAUCGGGACAUUCUCGAGGCAUAACAGCCUCAACUCUCGCGUCCAUGACGCGAGAGGCGCUACCACGCCAGGCUGUCUUGUCGCGGCAGGUGAAGAUCAAUUUGGUGAAAGUGCACAUGAGAGCGCUUGGGCACACACCUAUCCGUGCUGACCGGCUUGAAGAGGCUCUGGUGGGGAAUGUUGUGCACGGUACAAUUGAAGACGGGACGAGUGAACAUUUACCUGUCUUGGUGGCAGACUCGACGUCGAAGAGGAGAAAGUGA
Laetiporus sulphureus 93-53 is the source of this 672-nucleotide messenger RNA. RefSeq lists its product as uncharacterized. The transcript has 5 exons. The coding region runs from base 1 to 672 and encodes 223 amino acids. The record is from RefSeq and is a predicted model, not a curated record. NCBI's taxonomy places the organism in Eukaryota, Fungi, Basidiomycota, Agaricomycetes, Polyporales, Laetiporaceae.